Molecule: messenger RNA, 447 nt
Organism: Talaromyces stipitatus ATCC 10500
Lineage: Eukaryota; Fungi; Ascomycota; Eurotiomycetes; Eurotiales; Trichocomaceae
Exons: 2
Coding region: 1-447 (148 amino acids)
Molecular function (GO): methyltransferase activity
Source: RefSeq, a predicted model, not a curated record
AUGUCGUUGGACCUGGAUUCUGUAGACUAUUCCUUUCAAGAUGGACAAUUGUAUGUCCAGAAAGAUGAUGACCUCGACAGCAUCUCUUCCCCGUACGAUGAGGAGGAAGUGGAACGAUUGGAACUAAUGCAUCUUAUUUUCACGACAACUUCGGAUGGGUAUCUGCAUCUUGCCCCUAUCAACCCAUAUCCGCAACGCAUAUUAGAUAUCGGCUGUGGAACGGGGACAUGGUGCAUUGAAAUGGCAGAUUCAUAUCAAAGCGCCGAGGUCAUUGGAGUCGAGCUCAGUCCUUCUCAACCGAUCCUUGUACCUCCAAAUUUGUCGUUUGAGAUUGAUGGGUUUGAGCAAGAGUGGACGUAUUCCCGCUCAUUUGAUCUUAUUCAUGCUCGCCUCCUGGCUGGCAGAAUCCUCGACUGGCAUCGGCUGAUGCGACGAUGUUUUGAGUAA